Messenger RNA from Fukomys damarensis (Damara mole-rat), 2975 nucleotides. It is a transcript of the gene Nol3, whose product is annotated as nucleolar protein 3. The transcript is spliced from 14 exons. Gene Ontology annotation, biological process: negative regulation of release of cytochrome c from mitochondria; negative regulation of intrinsic apoptotic signaling pathway; regulation of DNA-templated transcription. Lineage: Eukaryota; Metazoa; Chordata; Mammalia; Rodentia; Bathyergidae. The record is from RefSeq and is a predicted model, not a curated record. Gene Ontology annotation, molecular function: cysteine-type endopeptidase inhibitor activity involved in apoptotic process; death effector domain binding; sequence-specific DNA binding. Bases 683 to 2434 code for a protein of 583 amino acids. Gene Ontology annotation, cellular component: mitochondrion.
GCUGGGGCCCCUCGACACUCCCAGUGGUCCCCGGGGUCCCUCCAAGUCAGUGAAUACCCACGCCCACCCAGCCUCUGCCUGGGACUGAGCUGUGGGCCCCUCAGUACAGGCAGUUCACCUUGGAGGGGGGUGUGUGAGCUGAGGAUGAGGCGGCUUCUGGGGCUGAGGAACGAUUUGGGCUCCUCCUGGAGACCUAGAGCCCCAGUGAUUGCCUGGGCCACUUAGUUACCACCCUGUCCCAUUGACAGAUAGGAAAACGGGCCAGGAGAAGGUAAGAGCUGGCUCCAGCUAAGUCAGCGUCACAUCUCAGCCCUAGCUCAGGUUCACCUCGUGGUCCGAGGUGGACCCCGGGUUGGCCUCUGCUACGCCUGAGAACUGAGUCUGGGUUGAGUUAGUUAGGAUUUCCUGAGGCGCCAUAGGAUCAGCUGGUCCUGCCCUGGCCUCGUUCCGUACGCCUAUGAGCAGCAGGCUCAACCCCAGAGUGAGUGCGGGCGCCACAGUGGUGUUCCAGUGUCCGGGGCGGGGGUGGGGGUGAGGGGUCGCGAAGCUCACGGACUCUGGUCUCCACCCGCACCGCGCUGCCGGGCGGAGGCGUUCUCGGUAGAGCGGGACCAGUUUCCUCGUAAGUGAUCAGAGCCGCUUUGCCAAGGAAGUUCUGCCCCAGUAUUUCAAGCACAGCAACAUGGCGAGCUUCGUGCGCCAACUCAACAUGUAUGGUUUUCGGAAGGUGGUGAGCAUCGAGCAGGGUGGCCUACUUAGGCCAGAGCGCGACCUUGUGGAGUUCCAGCACCCAAGCUUCGUAUGCGGCCGAGAGCAGCUUCUGGAGCGAGUGCGGCGCAAGGUGCCCGUGCUGCGCUCCGAUGACGGUCGCUGGCGGCCUGAAGACCUGGGGCGGCUGCUGGGCGAGGUGCAGGCUUUGCGGGGAGUGCAAGAGAGCACAGAGGCGCGGCUGCGGGAGCUCAGGCAGCAGAAUGAGAUAUUAUGGAGGGAGUUGGUGUCACUGAGGCAGAGCCAUGGUCAGCAGCACCAGAUCAUCGGCAAGCUGAUCCAGUGCCUCUUUGGGCCCCUGCAGGCAGGGCCCAGCACGGCAGGAAUGAAAAGAAAGCAGUCCCUGAUGUUGGAUGAAGGGAGCUUAUGCCCAGCACCUGCCAAAUUUAGCAUCUGCCCCCUUCCUGGUGCCCUUCUACAGGACCCCUACUUUAUCCAGUCGCCCCUCCCUGGGACUACCUUGGGCCUUAGCCCUCACAGGACCAGAGGGCCCAUCAUCUCUGACAUCCCAGAAGACUCUCCAUGCCCUGAAGGGCCCAGGCCUUCUCCUGGUGGUAGCAGGAGGGAGAAGAGCCUGGCACUGCUCAAAGAAGAGCCAGCCAGUCCAGGGGGGGAUGGAGAGGCUGGGCUGGCCCUGUCCCCAAAUGAGUGUGACUUCUGCGUGACAGCUCCACCACCACUGCCUGUGGCUGUGGUACAGGCCAUCCUGGAAGGGAAAGGGAGCUUCAGCCCCGAGGGCCCCAGGAGUGCCCAACAGCCUGAACCAAGGGGCCCCAGGGAGGUACCUGACAGGUACAGGGGGCCUCUGGACCUGGAGCAAGGGAACCGGAGCCCAGAAAGUCAACUGCCUCCAGUGCUGCUUCGGCCUCCACCUGAGGCGGUAGAGCCUGGAGGGCCCAUGGAUGUGCUGGGCUCUAGCCUCCAAGGGCGAGAAUGGUCCCUCUUGGACUUGGACAUGGCGUUGUCUUUGGUGCAGCCCUUGGUUCCAGAGAGGGGUGAGGCUGAACAGGCAGUCAAAAGGCUGAAUUCUCCAGGUCCAGUCCAGACAAUGGGCAAUGUGCAAGAGCGGCCAUCGGAGACUAUCGACCGCGAGCGGAAACGCCUAGUAGAGAUGCUGCAGGCGGACUCUGGGCUAUUACUGGACGCACUGGUGGCACGGGGAGUGCUCAACGGGCCAGAGUAUGAGGCGUUGGAUGCACUGCCUGACGCGGAACGCAGGGUGCGCCGCCUGCUGUUGCUGGUGCAAAGCAAGGGCGAGGCCGCCUGCCAGGAGCUGCUGCGCUGUGCCCAGCAAACCAUGCACGCGCCAGACCCUGCCUGGGACUGGCAGCACGUGGGUCCAGGCUACCGGGACCGCAGCUAUGAUCGUCUUUGCCCAGGCCACUGGUCGCCAGAGGUACCCAGUUCCGAGACUGCAUAUCCCGGGUUGCCCAGAGCUUCAGAGGAUCAGGAGGAAACCAGGAGUCCAGAACCAGAGACUCCAGAGGAGCCAGAUCUAGCAGCUGAGGCCUCUGAAGGAGCUGAGCCAGAACAGGAAGAUGAGAUGGAUCCUGAACCACAGCAGGAGCCAGAGCCAGAGCCAGAGCCUGAACUGGACCCGGAACCGGAACUGGAGCCGGAACCGGAGCCAGACUUCCAAGCAGAGGAUGAAUUUGAAGAUAGCUGAAGGCCUGAGUGCUGACCUGCUAUUGCCAUCUCAAGCCCGAGCCAGACAGGACCUGGGAACCUGCUGGAGCUGCAUUUGAUGCCGUCAAGGCUCCAUCUGGCCUGCUGGAAGUGAAUAAACUCCCGAGGGUUGGACUGGACCUGAUCUCUCUUCACGAUUCUGGCUGUUUGCCCAGGAACUGAGGAUGGGUGCAUGUCUCUGAGUUCCUGUGACCCGAGCAGCCCUGUGCCCCAGCAAAAUGUACUGCCCAGUUCACAGGUCCUUCCUGUACUCAGUAGUCCAAAUUGCACCCCAGGGAUCCAGACCCAUACCCCUAGAGGAACAAGGACCUAACUCCUCGGUCUUGCUUAACCACUCUUUUUCUCUCAUGAGCCAUUUGCGGGGCCUGUAUAGGCACUGGCCCCAAGCUGUGGGCUUGAGGUAGUGAGGAAAGAGGGACUUCUGUCACUUAAAGAAGGCUUAGCACUUAUAGCCUUGGGAAGUUAGAUAAAAAGAAGGAAACUGAGACCUUGAGUAGAUGGAGGCUACACACAUCAUUGUG